Molecule: messenger RNA, 659 nt
Organism: Amphimedon queenslandica
Lineage: Eukaryota; Metazoa; Porifera; Demospongiae; Haplosclerida; Niphatidae
Exons: 2
Coding region: 6-659 (217 amino acids)
Source: RefSeq, a predicted model, not a curated record
GUCCUAUGAUUGAUGAUCAACCAACUGGUGACUUAUUUGCAAAAUAUCUCGAACCACUUAAUGAUUGGGAACCAUUUGCUCUUUCCCUUCCUGGUGGGAUAACACAACUUGAUGUUGAUAUAAUUAAAACAAAAGGAAGCUCUUACCUCAGGAUGGAGGCAUUACAUAAGAAAUGGUUACAAGUUAAUCCUACAGCAUCAUGGAGAGAUGUCAUUAAUGCUUUGAAACAAUGUAAAGAAAAUGAACUAGCUAGAACUAUUGAAGACAAAGUGACAGAUCCUACAGAAGAUAUAGCUGUGAUGGCCAAUAUAUACACUACUAAUCCUGCAGACCCUAUGACUGGCAAAGAGCUUAAUAUGGCAGCAGUUACAAUGAUAUUUACUCCUUCCGCUACCCAUUGCAUGCUAAUAGGGGCUGGAUUGAAUGUAAAGGUGUCUGAUCUGAUGCCAAUACCAGAAGCAGCAACUACCAAUCUUAUUGUUGUAUUUGAGAGGUGGUUUGAUACUGAUAAAGAUGUUAAUUGGGAUACAUUAUUAAAACUUUGUAAUGAUUAUCCGGAUCAACUGGGCAAAGCAAAAUCUAACCUUCUGGCAUAUAUAGGUAAGAUACUAAAUCAAUGUCAAUGCAUAAUAAAUGCAAGUGUGUGCAGUGACCAAUAG